Molecule: messenger RNA, 1740 nt
Organism: Nicrophorus vespilloides
Lineage: Eukaryota; Metazoa; Arthropoda; Insecta; Coleoptera; Silphidae
Product: 5-hydroxytryptamine receptor 1-like
Exons: 3
Coding region: 258-743 (161 amino acids)
Biological process (GO): G protein-coupled receptor signaling pathway
Molecular function (GO): G protein-coupled receptor activity
Source: RefSeq, a predicted model, not a curated record
UUUGCUGGGUUCUAUCUUUCGAAAGAAAUUUAUAUUGACGUGAAGCAGAUGAAAAUUGCAGGGCAAUGUCCCUGGUUGAUCGCACUGAAAUUGGAAAUGGAAUAGGAAAUGUGUCGGCUGCGAGUCGUUAAGCUGCUGCCUUUCCGGUGUAACUACGGAACUACGGACAUUAUUGAGUUAACUCUUCUUGCAGAGGACUUCUCCUACAACACUUGGUGAGCCAAGAAAGAAGAUUGAGUACGAAUGCAUCUCGGACCAUGGCAGCUAUGUCACUGGGAUUUAUAGUAUUGGUAACACCGUGGACAAUACAAGAAGUCGUAGCAGCAUGUACGGGGUCUCGAGCACCGGCAGGAUUAGAUUUCCUUGCCACGUGGCUGGCUUUAAGUAACAGUUUUUGGAAUCCAUUCCUGUACUGGCUUUUAAAUAAUCAAUUCAGGCGAAUCAGUAGAGAUCUUCUUUUCAGUAGGUUUUUCUGCAGAAAGUCGGACUCGCAAAAGCAUCAACAGCAGCACCAGCAGCAGCAUAGCUGCAGCAACAGCAGUUCCGGCCAACUAGGUCAUGCGCCCGGCUGUGAUUUGGAAAGAUUGUCCGAGAAGUAUUGGGGCGAAAUCCUCGAGAGGACCCUAUCUUCGAGCUCAUUGCAUGCACUUCAGAGAGCGUACACAACAACCCACAUGUCUUCCAGAUGCAACGGUGGACCCCAGGAGAUGAGGAUCAUGGACACGGCUGUUCCAGAUUUAUGAAAAUCGGAUAAAACCACACAAACGACAUACCAUGAUACCGUUUGUGUGUUGGAAAGUAUGGGAAGUUCCGCGGAGACUGCCAUUGUGACUAAGUGAGAGAGUGUCUUGUACUUUAUGCACGUGAUUCGGAACACCUAUGGGGUCACCAAAGACCUUUGAGGUUAUUGAUAUUUCCAUUCGUUUAUUAUAAGUGACAAUAAUAAUCUGUAACAAUUCACGCAAUAAUGAAGCAAUAAGUCGUUCAUUAAUUACACAUUAUAGUAAUUAAUGCUGCAUUUGGAAGUGAAUGUGAGCAGAGCAGUUGCCUAAGUGGUCUAUUAAACACUCGUGUACAUACAAAAUAAAUAAACAAAUAAAAUUCCAAUUAACGUAAUAAGAGACAAUACUGUAAAUGUUAUUACUGAUUAGAUUUCAGUGUACAAUUAGAAUGUCUGAAAUCAUACAUAAUUGUAUUCCUAAUUGGACAUGGAGAAAGCUACAGCUCUAAGUGGGUGGUCAAAGUACAUCCAAUAUCCUUUCUCCAAUCAAUUGUCCAUACAUUUAAUAUUAGCGAAACGUUACUUAGAGAAUAAUGAAACCAAAUGAAAUCAAUUGAAUCACGCACCGAUUAGGAGUUUAAGAUUCGUAUAAAAUAACGUGUAAUCCAAACAAUGUAAUUAGCGGUUAGAUAUUUGUACCAAAUUUAUAUUUCAUCAUUAUGUUAAUUUUUAAAAUCAAUAAAUAAUUCAUCGGAUUGAAAUACGUAAUACCAUAUGUUAUAGCCUUAAAAUGUAUUCAUUAUAAAUGCUAAACUAUUCAAGGUUUCAUAAUGUUAAAGAAAUAAUUUCAAAACUACCGUCGAUGUACUUCAUUCAGUUGUAAUCCUCUGGUGCUCUUAUAAAUACAUGUCGAUGGAUUCAUUUCCAAAAUUUAUAUUUAUAACACAGUCGUUUCAAUAAUCAAAUUUCAUAUGUAGUUAACAAAUUUUACAACAAACCAAUCAAGCAAGUUAAUUUGU